Messenger RNA from Spirodela intermedia, 90 nucleotides. Lineage: Eukaryota; Viridiplantae; Streptophyta; Magnoliopsida; Alismatales; Araceae. The record is from the annotation of a GenBank genome assembly.
AUGAAAUAUUUAUGUAAUUCAAAUAUAUUGACAUUAGAAGUCUUUUUAGAAUUGGAGGGAAUUGAGGCAUCAGUUGUUGCAAUAGUAUAA